Aspergillus alliaceus is the source of this 1246-nucleotide messenger RNA. RefSeq lists its product as uncharacterized. The coding region runs from base 539 to 838 and encodes 99 amino acids. Lineage: Eukaryota; Fungi; Ascomycota; Eurotiomycetes; Eurotiales; Aspergillaceae. The record is from RefSeq and is a predicted model, not a curated record. The transcript has a single exon.
UUUCCCUUUUCCCUUCUUGCCCCAUAGCCAUACAUCAGGUUGAUCUACACAACUUUUAUACAUGAAUCUGAUAUAUAUAAUAACGCCUCGAUUCGUACAAGAAUUCCUCAUGGAGAUCUGCAGGUCACCCCACCUUAGCGAACCCUAGUGGCUUUCUGCCUGAGGCAUCAACUUUUACUCGCUAUCGAUCGGGACAAAGAGCUCGUCGCGGCCUGGCUCGCUAUUUCAGCCUGAGGAUCCGCUCUAUCGGCUCUAGCCUCAUCCGCUAUGCCAUCCCAGUCGUUGUAUCUGUCAGUGGUGAAUUCGAUCCUCCCAUCCGAACCAAAGAUCUUCUCGUCCCAUACAUCGUUUUUCCUCUUUGCUCCCUCCCAUACUAUCUCAUCGACACCCACAGCCCACGCAUCCUUGGCAGUCCCUGGCAGUCCCUAGGAUUCCGACGGUGAAUUACUCUCUGCCAGAUAAAAAGGACUCUAUAAGAACGUCACUCGAUGAAGCACUGCUUGCUCUCACGGCUUGUACGACAGGAUAUAGCUCGUUUAUGCUUCUAAUCUUGUUGCUAGCCUGUAUACCCUUGGAGGACCCCUCGGCGAGUGGUUUUGCAAACAGUGAGUACUUUGACAGGCUUUCAGCGUGCUGGGAGUUUUUUAUGAUACCUUGGAUCUUUGUCGGAUGUGACUUCCUCUUCGUCGUUGAGGUGCAGUACUACGAAUGGGGGCCGUUGGAACACCGUAAUGCUGGAGGUCCAUCUGUUUCCAAGUUGCUCGUUAUCAACAAAGGAGCAUUGAUUUCACCAUUAGCCAAGCUCAUAUGUAUAUACCUUUGUCCUCCGUUUAUCUAAGCACCAGCUCAUAGUGGCCGCAUCAGAAAACGUAAAUGGCACACGAUAAGCCUCCAACAAAGCAGGUACUUGCCCUUCCCAGGCUGUUCCAUACAGAGAUGAGAUGGUCUGUACAUCAUACUCCGUAGGGCUUCCCAGAAUGACGGGGCACAAUAGGAGCACACCCUCUGAAGCCCACCACAAAGCCUGGAGUUUAGCUGAACCAACUUCUCGUACUAAUGGAACCCAAGCUCUACAUACUGUGCUACCAGUAGGUCUGUAACAGUUUCUACCAGUUGUACACGCAGUAUGUAGUGAGUACAAAGUUCCUAUAGACAACCUAGAAGAGUUUAGGGUAUGCCAUCAAGUCUCCAUGAGUGGAACUGGAACGUGUGGAGCAAAACCCCCAAAACAGGCAAGGUCGGGAAG